UUUAAACUUCGUAACGACAGUCCCAAUAAAAUGCGAGCUUCCGCCUACAGUCUUUCGCCUGUCUGUGAAAAAAGUCAACGUCUUCUUCAAUAUCCUCAGAAGCUUCUUCUGAUUUCUAAUGAAGAUUUUUUCUUUCCUUUCCUGCAUUCGCUUCAUUUUAAGCCAAUGCGUCGAAUCCCUAGAGUGCCUUACAAAGUACUUGAUGCACCUGAACUCCAGGAUGACUUUUAUCUAAACUUAGUUGAUUGGUCUUCGCAGAACAUGCUUGCAGUUGGCUUAGGGACUUGCGUGUAUUUGUGGAGCGCGAUAACUAGCCAGGUAUUUACUUUCUUAUCGUUAUGGUUGGAAAAGAAUUCAAAAGGAAACUUGCCUUUGUGGGGUCAAUACGUAGCAGUAGGCACUUAUCGAGGCCAUGUGCAAAUCUGGGACGUGCAUUCGAGACAGUGCCUGCGUUCAUUGAGUGGACAUCUGGCUCGCGUGGGCGCUCUGGCCUGGAACUCUGAUUUACUUGCAUCUGGUAGUAGGGAUAGAUUUAUUUUGCUCCGGGAUACCCGAGCCUCGCACAGCACCGGCGGUGGCCCAGCUGCCCCACUUCCUAGGGCACCCAUUGGUGGCACUCAACAAGACGUUGGUGGGCACUCCGGCAAUGGCCGUAUUACGAGCGCUGAAGAUAUUUCGCGUCUAGCUGGCAUAUCUCCACUCCCAUCCAGACGGGUACGUUUUAAGCUAGUGCUCUUCACUUUCCUGUGCCACGUUUCAAGUACUCUGUGA
Molecule: messenger RNA, 771 nt
Organism: Protopolystoma xenopodis
Lineage: Eukaryota; Metazoa; Platyhelminthes; Monogenea; Polystomatidea; Polystomatidae
Source: the annotation of a GenBank genome assembly